UAAUAGGAAGCACAAAUCAAAUACUAAAUUGCUCAACUUUUUCCCAAAGCUUUCCCCAAAUUUUCAAUCUUCCCGGCCCUAGGCUCUGCCCCCACCCCUUGCCGUCCCUUGCUGACGGUUGGUGACCUCGGCAAAGCGCACUCAUCCUCUGCUUCUCUGCUUCUUUUGGAAAAUACCGUAAAAGGUGAUAUUGAUGAACUAAACUAUUCAAAAAUUGAUUCAAAAGUCCAUCUGGAAUUGAAUAUCUCUCGGACAGUUUUAGAGUGUUUCUUCUUUCCGCUCAUACAUAGUCAUUUGCCUCGAGGAAAAGUCCCAUUGUUCUUUGCAUCUUUCGAUGAUUUCCAGUAACUAUCUUGUAAGGAGAUCGAUUGAAGCACCACUCAAUCUUCUUUACGAGGAAAAACAAAUAUGGUUGCAGCAAACGCAAAGGAAGCAGUGUGCGUGACCGGAGCCAACGGUUUCAUAGGUUCAUGGCUGGUCCGCACCCUCCUUGAAGACGGCUACACCAGGAUCCACGCAUCGAUUUAUCCAGGGUCAGACGCCUCACAUCUGUUCUCUCUUCCUGGCGCCACUUCCCCAAACGUGCGGCUGGAGGUCUACGAGGCUGACAUCUUGGACUACACCUCCAUCCUCAAGGCAGUGGAGGGAUGCCAGGGUGUGUUCCACGUUGCCUCUCCCUGCAGUCUGGAGGAUCCCAAAGACCCUGACAGGGAGCUGGUGAUGCCAGCCGUGCAGGGCACACUGAACGUGCUGGAGGCCGCCAGAACGGCCAAGGUCAGGCGCGUGGUGCUGACUUCCUCUAUAUCGGCAAUUGUGCCUAACCCCAAUUGGGAUCCUGAAACGAAAGGAUCCUUUGAUGAGUCAUCCUGGACAGACCUGGAAUACUGCAAGAGUCGACAGAAAUGGUAUCCGGUGUCAAAGACGCUGGCUGAGAAAGCGGCAUGGGAAUAUGCUGAAAAGCAUGGAAUGGAUGUAGUGGCGGUCAAUCCAGCCACAUGUCUUGGCCCUCUCCUGCAAGCAAGCUUGAAUGCCAGCAGUGCAGUGCUACAACAGUUGUUGCAGGGCUCCCAAGAUACCCAGGAGCAUCACUGGUUGGGAGCAGUGCAUGUUAGAGAUGUGGCCAAGGCACAAAUAUUGCUGUUCAAUGCUCCCGCUGCUUCUGGUAGAUAUCUUUGCACUAACGGCAUCUAUCAGUUUGCUCAUUUUGCUCAAACCGUCUCCCAACUCUUCCCUCACUAUCCUGUCCACAGGUUUACUGGGGAAACACAACCAGGCUUAGUUUCAUGCAAAGAUGCAGCCAAGAGAUUAAUGAAGCUGGGUCUAGUCUUCACCCCAGUCGAAGAAGCUGUCCGUGAGGCUGUGGAGAGUAUGCAAGCCAAAGGUUUCCUGAAGCCGCCGCAGAUGUUACAGUCUUAGAAAUUAAGUGUGUUCUGUUAUUUCUUAUAGUUAAAAGUUUUUCAAUAAUUGGUUGUGUUUAUUGAACUGUCAGUAAGCUUGGAUGAAAUAACAAGACUUGUGCCUGAAGGUCAUGGAUACGUACUUUGAUUUAUCUGACAUUAACCUUCUGUAAAUCAGGAGAAGGAAAUCCUAUAUUGUUCGGAUUCUAGGGUGGAAGAGUCCUAUUCUGAAUU
Molecule: messenger RNA, 1631 nt
Organism: Theobroma umbraticum
Lineage: Eukaryota; Viridiplantae; Streptophyta; Magnoliopsida; Malvales; Malvaceae
Product: NAD(P)-binding Rossmann-fold superfamily protein
Molecular function (GO): oxidoreductase activity, acting on the CH-OH group of donors, NAD or NADP as acceptor
Source: RefSeq, a predicted model, not a curated record